Molecule: messenger RNA, 1795 nt
Organism: Solenopsis invicta (red fire ant)
Lineage: Eukaryota; Metazoa; Arthropoda; Insecta; Hymenoptera; Formicidae
Exons: 3
Coding region: 131-865 (244 amino acids)
Source: RefSeq, a predicted model, not a curated record
UUGCUCAAACGAAUGUAUUAGUCUUGAUGCAUGUUGCCUAGUUGUUUAGAUCACAGUAUAACUAUUUUCUAACAAUAAUAUUGUGUUUGUAAUAUAAUCUUGAAAAGUUUAUAGAAACUGUUGUUUAAAAAUGUUUGCCGCAAUUUUUACUUUAGCACUUAUAACAGUACAUGUUGCAGCGGAAGUACCCUCUUACAUUCAUGUGUGCGGACGCAAAGAUCCUAAUAUCGAUGAAUGCAUCUUGCACAACGUCGAAAAUAUAAAGGAUAAAAUCUGUGAAGGAAUACCAGAAUUAGAUAUAGAGUCAAACAAUCCAUUUCGCCUUGAUAAAAUAGUAAUUUUUGAUACACCUGCUGCCCAUAUAUAUUUCAUAGAUGCAAAUGUAUUAGGACUAUGCAAUUUCGUCGUGAACUCUUUUCACAUAGAUAUGAACACGUUGAAGUUUAAUGUUGAUUUAUCAUUCAAGAAACUUCAAAUAAAUGGCACUUAUGAUGUCAAUAUACAUAUAUUGAGUACAAACUUUGCUCAAAAAGCGCCGAUUUAUAUUACUACAGAAAAUGUAGGCGCAAAAGUAGACGCAGAUAUCAGUAUAGUAACUAAAAGUGGCAAACGAUAUGUGUACCUAUCAAAAAUGACAAUAAAUCUCGACAUCAAAGGAUAUGACAUUGCGUUUGAUCCAACGCAAUCAGAACAAUUACAGCAGUUAAGUCAAAUUGUUAGAAAUUUUGUAGGCAAUAAUCAAAAAGAGAUUCUUAACUUUAUUAAGCCGAGUCUGGAAAAGGAGAUCACCAAACGGAUCAUGUCUACUUCCAACGACAUAGUUAAACACUUUACUUACGAGGAGCUCUUCCUUGACCGAACAUAACCGCCAUAAAUAUUUCGACACCAGUGUGUUUGUUGUUAUUUAUAUAAAAUUAUCUAAAUAAUCAUGUAAAUGGAGAAAUGAUUUUAUUUUAUUUUUAUCUAGAUUGUUAAAAUGUAUUUUAUCUUUAUCUUAAAUACAACAAGUUAUUUUUUUUUAAUUAUCUAAAUUAUUUAUAAACAACAACAAGUAAAAAAUAUUAUUUUUACCUUCGACCUCUAAGUUUUUCUAACAGGAAAAGUUUUUUAAAGUGAUAACGACAGAUUACACAAGUUAAAAAAUAGUAGUUCAAUAUAAAAUUUCUUUAAAUUAUAAGAAGUUCAAAAACUUUUAAAAGAAACUUCGCCAUUUACAAUGUAAGUUAUGUAUUUUUUCCAUGUUUUUUCAGCUUUGAUUUUUCUUUACGUAUUAAUCCAAAUCAAACGAGAAACAUUUUUUUGGCAUAUUAAAUUGUUUCAAAACUCUCAUUUUUGAGAAAUAAAAAUAAAUGUAUAAAUAAACGUAUAAAUAUAUUCUUUUUAAAUUUUAAAUUAAUUUGCAUUUUAGUGAUAUUAUUUCAAAAUUAUCUUUAGAAAAGUAUGUAUAAUUUUAUUAUUUGUUUAGGUAAAUUUAAAAUUAAAUCAUCUGUACCUUAUUUAGAAUAUGUUUAUAUAAACUUUAUGUUAUUUUUAUUUAGAUAAUUUUUAAAGUGCAACACUGCCAGACAUAAUAAAUUUAAGAUUAGAAUGAUCAAGAUUAAUUGAUUCUGUGUAUUAAUAUUUACUAAAUAUGUACAUAUCUGUAAUAUCAUAUAAAAUCUAACACAUUUAAUUACGUUUUUCUUAAAAUUUUAAUAAAAUUUGUUAAAGACACUUUUAUCUUAUUAAACGAAAAUGUAUUGGUGAAAUUUUAAUGACAUAAAAAAUAAUAUGGUGAUAUAAAAAAAAAAAAAGA